AUUGGAGAUAAAGUAUAGUAUAUGGUACUGGGUUUUAAAAUCUUUUGGCAAGGAUUGAAUAGAGAUUAUAGAUUGUAUUAUUUGAGUGUUAUGCUAAGAUAUGCGGCUUUUAAUAAUUUCAGUCAGUGUCGAUCGUGGGUCAGGCAGUAGCGAACUGUUUGGAAUAGGUCUUAAAAACGGUAGUUAAAUUAAUUGUGUAACUGACAACUCAAUUUUACAUUAAUAAGCUACAAACGUUUUUUCUUAAAUUAGGCAUUAGUUAGACCUAUAGAGUUUAGUUUCACUACAGUCAUCAUUGGAAUAAAAAUUACAUCAGAUUUUCUUUCUCACAUUAUUGGGAUUUAUACCAUAAGGAAGACAAUUAAAAUUGAUUUAAUAAAAGAAUUAAAAGGAACAUCUGUUAAAAAUUUAUUACAUUGUCAGUGUAUUAGAAGAAGAGAACACAGAACAAAAUAUCAAGACAUUAAGAAAAGAAGAAAAACAAAAGGAAUAAUUACACAUAAUGAAUUAAGAAUAUAAUUGAUAUCCUUAGGAAAAAAACACAGAAAAAAACAUAGAAGAUGAACAAAUCACAAAAGCGUACGCUACAGAAACACAACCCUGAACUGGUCCAUGAUCUAGAAUUGAGCGCCGAUCUUGUAGCCAAAUUCAUACACCAUGGACUCUUUAACGAGGACAUGAUUGAUGAUAUUAAGUCUGAGAGGACAAGAAAGGACAAAAUACAAAAACUUCUCUCUCAGCUGCCAAGAAGAGGUCCACGUGCAUUUGAUAUGUUCGUGCACUCAAUUCAAGACAAUUACCCAUGGUUAGCAGAUUCUCUACGCAAAACUCAUCACAAAAUCAGCAUGAAAUCAGAGCCUGAACUGAUGAGCCUGAAAGAGAAGGUUGACAUAUAUGUGCAUGAACAUUUUGGUAACAGUAGAAGACUAUGCGAAGAAGACAAGAAAGAGAUCAGGAAAUUCCUGUAUAAACACCUUAAAAGUCACGCUGAGGAGCCUAUAGACAAUGGAAAUGAUCGAAGAGACAGUAUUCAGAGUGAUAUCAGUGAAGACAUUAAAGCACUCCAAGAAUCACACAAAAACCAAACACAGUUAAAUGAAAAAGAUAUAGAAAAUCAAGUGCUCCAGCGGGUGUAUUCAAUUCUAAAUGGUGUUAAAUUAGAUGAGAUAAAUGAUGGUUUCGAGGAUCUAGAUUGUGUUGAUGGUCCAUGUAUCACGUUAGAAACAAUUGAAAAGAAAGUUAAUCAAAUGAAUAGACAAGUGAAAGACCUUCAAAAUGAAAUUGCAGAUUGUUUUAGUGUACUUGGACUAGAGAAUUGUGAAUAUACAUUAUACGAAGUUCUUGAGGCAUACAAAGAGAAAACAGAUGGUGAAAUGAAAGAAAUGAGAGACAGAGUGGAAGCACUUGAUAGAAGAAGGCGAAAACUUGAAGAAAAACUAAAAACAAAAGAAAAAGAACUUCACAAUUGUAUGAAUGAACUUGCAACUUCAGAGCAUGAGAAUGAAAAAUCAAAAGUGCUACUUAAAGAACUGCAAUCAAAAUGUGAUAAACUUGAGCAAAUACAGGAGAAACACUUAGAAACACAUAAGACAUAUCUGAAAAAAAUAGUUCACGAGUUAACGCCAAUGCAGAGACAAAGCCGCGAGACAUUUCGAAUGCAAAGUGUGUAUGAUGAAGUUGAUGGCAACAUUGUUCCACUUCCAAAUCUAGGUCAAUCACGUGCCUCGCGCACAGUUAGACAAUCAAGGAAAAGUGGAUACCGUGAAAGGUCUAGUUCAAACCAUCAUUCCCUACCAAAGCUUCAAAAUCAGAACUCUAGUUCACCUUGGAAGUAUUGACCUCUUUUAAAUUUGCCUGAAAUGGUAAUUUAUAUAGGUCAAUCAAAAGUGCCAAGAUGUUUUCUUACAAAUAUUCAAGACAAGAAUAAAAUUAAACAAACCUAAUUCCAAUUUCAGAAAUCAGUUGAUCAUACUAUAGAUCCAAAGUAUUAAAAUUGUCAUAGAAAUAAGUAAAUAAAUUGACAUAUUACAUGUAUCAGCAAAAAAAAAAGAAAUAAAGAAAAUAUAGGUAUAUAGUAUUACAUGUCAAACUGAUGACAGUAAGAUUGAAAAUAUGGAUGAGUUUGAUAAUGACAUGGGAAAUGAAUUAAAUGGAUCGUAAAUGUGACUGAUUGAUUGAUUGAUGAUUGAUUGAUUGAUUGAUUAAAUAAAUGGCUUAAUUAUGUAUUAUUCUGUGAUAUAAUAACAAACUCUGUGAUUAUAGUUAUGUGCUAAAGUAUUAGGUUAUAACAGUAUUUUUUUAAGGUCAGGAUAAAAAAGGUAAUUUUGGUGCCAGAAGUAUUUUUUUUUUAUAUCUUUUUUAAAUAUUUUUGCUUCUUCCAUUUUUUAUAUUUGGUAAAAUCUCUGUGAUACAAUAAUAUAGAUAUAUUUAUAAAGUAUGUUUGUUUAAUUUUGGAGAUACAUGAUAAAAUUGUUUGAUUGUUGACUUAUGUUGUUAUGAAUAGUUUAUAUUUUGUUAAGUUUGUUAAUUAUUUAUGUUUUUUUGGGGCCAUAAUAAAUGGAUUAUUAAUGGAUUUCAGCAUUUUUUUCCAAAACAUAAUACUUAAAAAUAUUGCUUCUGAUUAAAUCAUUGGAUUAAUUUUGGAAAUUAGUAUGUACUAAUGUUAUAUACUAUAUCAUGUACUAAUGUUAUACUGAUAUAUUAGGUGAAUAGCUUUAAAGAUCAUUUUUUUUAAAUCUAUUUAUCAAUAAUUAUUGAUUGAUUAAUUUAUUGAUUGAUUGAUUGAUUGAUUGAUUGAUUGACAAUCUUAUUUACUGACUGAAAAUCUGAGACUUAUUUAUUUAUUGUGGCCCAGUAGUGUUUUUUAAUUCCAAGGAAAAUAACAACAUCUGAAUGUGUUAUUUUGUUGUGCCAAUUAUUUUAAAGAAAAAAUUGCAAACUAAUAUACAUAAAGUUUUAAGACUGUUUAGUUUUUUUAAAAAAGCAUCACUUUCAAUUUAUUGAAAUAGGUUAAACCCAUUCUAUAUUUACAAAAUUAAAUGUAAAUUUUAAAUUUUAUUAUUGUCAUAAAAGUUGUACAUUUUUCCGUUUGUUUAACCUUGGCAAACCAGUGAGUGGGUAUCAAAAAGUACAAGGAUUUUAGUUUAGUUUAUAUUUAACCAAGAUUAUAGGUGACAGACCAUCCAAUAAUGGUCAUAAAAUGUAGACAGAAUGACUAAAUAAAACUUUGUAACUGAGAAAAAAUCCACCAAUAACUUUAAGAGCUAAAAACAUUCUAUUCUAAUAAAAUUUUUGCUAUGACUUUUUAAAACAUGAUCAAACAUUUCCUACAUUUUUUUUUACAUUUUUUAACAUUAAACAUUCUCUUAUUGGUUCUGACUUAAUAUUUAUAAACACUAAGUCUGGAUAAAAAAUAUUUUUUUAUAUUUUUAAUAAUAAUAUUCUUAUUAAUGCAUUUAACCGCUAUGCAGAUCUUAAUUUGAGAAGGGUAAAACAUCAAAACUUUAAACAUAAAACUACCUUAAAAGAUUUAGAAAGUCAUGAAUAUUUAUUUUUUGGAAGUCAACUUUUUAUAGACAUAUAAAAAUUGUUGCCACUAACAUUCCACUUUUUUUCUAUGUUCACUGUUAAAAAUAGUGCACAAGAUGAUAUGGAACAAAAUCAUCUAAAAUCAGCACCCAUUAGUGCCAAAAUUAAUGGUGUAAAUUAUUUUUUUAUCACUACUAUCAUUAAAUCAAAUCACCUCAUGUUCAUCCAUGUUUUUUCAUCAUUACUCUAUUAAUUUAUUUUUUAACUAUUUUUUCGUUUCCUUUUUUGGUGGGGAAAGGUGAGGACAAUAAUCUGUUUCCAUCCAACAAAUAACAGUGGGGGAGGGGGGGUCAUAAUUUUUUUCACUUGUUUUUUGUUGGUUUUUUUUACAAAUAUUUUGAUGAUUUUUCCUAUCAAAUAAAUACAUUUAAGCAAAAUCAACUUCCUUUGAAAAAAACUGUGUCCAAUAAUCCAUUAAAGAAUUUGAUUUACUCCCAAUAACUACUAACCACAAAGACUUAUCCCCAUCUUUUGAUCUGAACAAAACCAUUCAUUAUUCUAGGAAAACUUUCAAAAUAUUUACUGACUGAAUAGCAAACAGUGCAGUCCAUGUUCAGAUGGUGUGCCAGCUGAGCUUGGAUCUGUACUGGUUCCCAGCAUGAGUAGAAUCAGAUGCCACUCGAAAUAUCAUAAAUUAUGUUCUUAAAAAUAACAACAAGAAUCUAACAAAUUCAAAAUGACAAAAUUCAAUCAAAUUGCUUUUGAAGAACCUGUUUUUUUUUUAUUCUGCCAUUCACUUCAUUACAACCUGACCAUUUUUAUCUUUUAAACAGAAUCAUUACAUCUAGCUAGUGUGAUCUUCAAGUUCUAUUAUUUUGCUGUUCUGUCUUCUGUGUGUUUCAUUCUUUAAAUCAGAAAUAAUUUAUUUCAUUUUCAUCUUGCUACCCUUUUUGUUAUCAGGAAUCUUAUUUGACAUUGUUCAUUUUUCCUGUCAAAAAGAUAAUUGAGGCUGGUGGGAGAAAAAUGUUUGUCAGACAGUUUCUGUAGAAUAUCAAUUGAUCUACACAUUUUCGCAAAUUUCGAAGUAGUCAAAGUUUAACCCUAUAGAUUGUGUUUUUGUGUGAUAGAUUUCUCCAGUAUAAUGAAUAUAAGACAGUCCCUUUAUGAGACAGUCCCUUUUUCAGGUAUUAUGAACAUAGGUUAGUCCCUAUGUCUGGUAUUAUGGAUAUGGGACAGUCCUUUUGUCAAGUAUCAUGGAUAUGGGACAGUCAGUUUGUCAAGUAUUACGGAUAUGGGACAAUCCCUUUGUCCAGGUAUUAUGUAUAUGGGACAGUCCCUUUGUCCAGAUAUUAUGAUAAUAAUGGUUCCCCUUUCCUUUAUUGAUAUCAGUUCGGCUAAUGGGACAUUCCCUUUGUCAGGUAUCCUUGAGUUCUGUCAGACUGCAGGGAAAUAUGCUGAGAGUUUGUUUAAGAGAUGAUUGAGCUAACUUUGAAAAACAACAAAAAAACAUGACAUCAAAAGAUGUUCACAUUGUAUUUUUUUUUUGUUCCCAUAGUUUUCUAUUUCUAUUUUUUUUUUUCAAGAACUAAACAAAAUUUUAAUAUCUUUAACUAGUAACUAUGUCAAUUGAGAAAAGGAAUAAAUGACAUUAAAAGUUAGUUCCUCAUGCCAAUAGUGAUAUGUAAGCACUCAAACAAAAGGGUUAAACUUUACAUUAUGAUAGUUAAGUGUAGAUAUAUAUGGAUAUUUAUUAUGCUUGAAGAGAUCUCAUGAUUUGAGUAACACAACUACUACAACUUUUCUAUCUAUUGUGUGAAAAAAGAAUUAAAAAAUCCUGUUAAAAAGAA
This is a messenger RNA of Ruditapes philippinarum (Manila clam), 5375 nucleotides long. RefSeq names its product myosin-7-like. Lineage: Eukaryota; Metazoa; Mollusca; Bivalvia; Venerida; Veneridae. The record is from RefSeq and is a predicted model, not a curated record. The transcript is spliced from 3 exons. The coding region runs from base 561 to 1838 and encodes 425 amino acids. Gene Ontology annotation, molecular function: protease binding; death domain binding. Gene Ontology annotation, biological process: regulation of apoptotic process.